Messenger RNA from Punica granatum (pomegranate), 853 nucleotides. NCBI's taxonomy places the organism in Eukaryota, Viridiplantae, Streptophyta, Magnoliopsida, Myrtales, Lythraceae. The record is from RefSeq and is a predicted model, not a curated record.
UCAAGCUCCGGGACUUUCCCCUCCCCACUACCGCCGAACUUCCGUUCCUCGGGCAAAAACCAGUGCUCGAAGAUGAUCACAAUCUCUGCUCCAAAGCUCGUCCCGAUUGAUUUGAACUCCCCGAAGCUUCCCGUUCCCUCCUCCCCGCCCUACCGUGCUUCUUGUUCCUCCAAAUUCCUUCCUUGUCCUCACCUUCCUGCGUCCGUGUUCCGAGGAAGAGACCUCAGACUCGCGGUGAGUUGCUCGAAGUCGCCGUCGGAAGCGGAGCUGGCGGCGGAGGAAGACGAGUGGCUAAAGAGGCUGCCGGAGAAGACGAAGCCACUCUACGCCCACAGCCUGCCCUGCGUCGAAGCUUGGCUGAGGAAGUUGGGUUUUUGUCAAAGUAUAGAGGACCGAGCCGUCUGGUUCAUUGAAUUGCCCGAGUGGCACGCUCAGCUUUCUCUUGAUGUCACCGACCUUUACAUUAGGUACCUAAAAACUGGACCGGGGAACCUUGAGAAGGAUGUCGAGAGAAGAUUCAGUUAUGCAUUGAGUAGAGAGGACAUAGAGAAUGCUAUACUUGGAGGACCAUAAACAGUUGUCGUGUUCAUAUCGCGGCUUCUAUCCUGAAGCAUUUAAUCAUCUGUUUGUUCUAACUAGGAGAUUCUUAUUCACCUUUCCCGUAUUGGAACCAAAUGAAACCUGUGUAUUCUUAAAUUCAACAGGCAGAGCCCCCUUUCCCGCUGGGUAGUGUUCUUGAAAAUAUUCUGUGGCAGAGUCUAGUGUCAAACCGAAAGUUGGAUAGUAUUUUGUAAUAGAGAUGUAUGAACAAAGAUAUGGAAGAUGCAAGAAGUUUGGUUUUUGGAUAAUUCAA